CCCUCCCUGCCCAAAAUGUUCUCAGCCCCACCGGCAACACCCUCCACUCACCACCCCUCCCCAGCACUCCUCCACCACCGCCACCGCCGCCACCACUACAACCGCCUCACAACCUUCGCAACUAAUGCGAGUCCUCCACCUCUUUUUCUUCCUCCACAACCUCCCAAAGCUUCACCCAAUGGAGGUUCUCUCUCCCGACAACACCUUCCACCACCACUACCACUACUCCUCCACCACAACAACCACCACCAACGCCACCACCGCUUCUACUCCCUCCGAAUCAAUGACAACGACGUCGUAGCGGACCCUCCAGCUGUUUCUCCCACAAGCCAACCACAUGAAUAUCAUGAUAAUGCGCAUGGAUCGGAACCAGAAGACGACGAAGAUGAAGAGGAUCAAGGCCAAGGCUGUGGAGUCAAAGAGGAUCUUGAUGAAAUCAAACAAACCCUAACUCGUCAAUUCUGGGGAAUGGCUAGUUUCCUCGCUCCUCCUCCACCUUCCAAUUCCAACCCUUCAUCUUCCCCUUCUCACAACCUCUACCAAGACUCUAUUCCCGAUCAUUCUCGGCCCGAUUAUUCCGACGUCGACCAACCUGAUCCUGAACCCAUCGGAUCCGAUUUCGGAGGGAACCACCGUGGGAUCACCGACGAGGUUUUGUCCUUCGCCUUCAAUAUCGCUAUGCAUCCCGAGACCUGGCUCGAUUUUCCUAUUGACAAGGAAGACGAUCCUCAAGAUUUUGACAUGUCCGAUGCACAACAAGAGCAUGCGGUGGCAAUUGAGAGACUUAUUCCUAGAUUGAAUGCACUCAGAAUUGAACUGUGUCCUUGCCAUAUGAGUGAAAGUUACUUCUGGAAAGUCUAUUUUGUGCUUUUGCAUUCAAGGCUUAAUAAAGAAGAUGCUUCCAUUUUGUCUACACCGCAGAUAACCGGCUCCGAAUCCGGCUCCGGAUUUGGAGCUGGUUGUGAGUUGACGCUCGGAGAGGUGAAAGAGUUCUUCAAAAUUGUUGGGAAGUAGAAGCGGUGGUGGCGU
Messenger RNA from Arachis ipaensis, 1029 nucleotides. The record is from RefSeq and is a predicted model, not a curated record. NCBI's taxonomy places the organism in Eukaryota, Viridiplantae, Streptophyta, Magnoliopsida, Fabales, Fabaceae.